AUGACGAAUGCUGAAACUGAGAGCGUUCAGGAUAGCGUGUAUGUCGAUACCGAGGGCACUGGUGAUUACAGCUAUGUGGCUCAGGAAAGUGAAGCACCGGCUGAGCACGUCUAUACGGAUGCCGAUGGUGUCCAAUACAUCUGGGACUAUGAGAAACAAAUAUGGUUGCCUCAGGUCGAUGACGAUCUCAUAGCGCAGUUUCAGAACAGCUAUGGCCCUCCUGUCGUGGAAGAGCCAGACAAAUCUGUAGCUCCUACAACCCAGAUUGGCCAUAAACGACAGCUGGGCGACAAUGGCGAUACGGCUGCGCCACCAAGCCAAAAACCAAAGUUAGACAGUCAGCAGAAACCUGAGGACAAACCAGCACAUGAUUCUAAGUACUUAGAGACGCCAAAGGAGAAGAACCCUAAUGUAUACAUCUCCGGAUUACCGAUUGAUAUAACGAGCGAAGAGCUGUUAGCUUUCAUGAGCAAAUGCGGAAUUAUAAAACUAGACGAUGAGGGCAAGCCGAGAAUCAAAAUAUAUAAGGAUGCGCAAGGGAAUCCCAAAGGCGAUGGCUUGUGUACUUAUCUAAAGGUGGAGUCUGUGGACCUUGCGCUAGACAUGCUAAAUAAGGCACAAAUCAAACCAGGUGUGCCACUCACCAUGCAACGAGCGAAAUUUGAGAAGAAGGGUGACAAAUUCGUCGACAAGAAGAAGAAGAAAAACACAAAGAAAAAACCGCAGCAGGCAAAGGGUCUAUCAUGGGAAGAACAAGGGUCGAGCAAUCAGGUCAACAAGAAGGCGGCUGCCGUAGUGAUCCUCAAGCAUAUGUUUGACCCGAACGAGUUCGACGAUGAUCCCGUGGCUAUUACGGAUAUAUCUGAGGACGUGCGAAAUGAAUGCACGCAAUGUGGAGAAGUUCGGAAAGUCAUUGUUUUCGAUCGUCAUACAGAUGGGGUCGUGUCAGUUCGAUUUGGUGGGCGAGAAUCGGCUGAGAAGUGUAUUAAGCUGAUGCAUGGACGCUGGUUUGGGGGUAAGAGAAUUCUUGCCGAGCAUUGGGAUGGCAAGACUGAUUAUAAAGUAGAAGAAAAUGAGCACGAAAAGGUGCAACGAUUAAAACAGUGGGACACGUACCUAGAGGGUGCCAAGAGUGGAGUAGCCUCGACAGAGCCCGCGCCGUCUAGCAGUACUGGAUCAAUUGAUAGUACAUGAGCUCCAUGGAAUCGGCCGCUAACUGUUUCCUCCAAGCUACACUGAAAUACAAAUCACUUUGCAGUUGUAAAGCCUCGUACAGAAGGCGUUGCAUCAACCGAAAAUGUACGCAAGACAUGGUACGAAAUUGCAAAAAAAAAAAAAUU
This is a messenger RNA of Sphaeroforma arctica JP610, 1340 nucleotides long. RefSeq lists its product as hypothetical. NCBI's taxonomy places the organism in Eukaryota, Ichthyosporea, Ichthyophonida. The record is from RefSeq and is a predicted model, not a curated record. Gene Ontology annotation, molecular function: RNA binding. Gene Ontology annotation, cellular component: U2-type spliceosomal complex; U2 snRNP. The transcript has 8 exons. Gene Ontology annotation, biological process: mRNA splicing, via spliceosome. Bases 1 to 1194 code for a protein of 397 amino acids.